Molecule: messenger RNA, 1567 nt
Organism: Vicia villosa (hairy vetch)
Lineage: Eukaryota; Viridiplantae; Streptophyta; Magnoliopsida; Fabales; Fabaceae
Product: F-box/kelch-repeat protein At3g23880-like
Exons: 3
Coding region: 85-1200 (371 amino acids)
Molecular function (GO): protein binding
Source: RefSeq, a predicted model, not a curated record
UUGUAGCAGGAGUUUUGCAAUCCUUAUCAAGUACAAGUAGUAUAUAUACGUUGGUUUAGUUACGGCAAAUUCUAAUCGAGAAACAUGAGAUCUUCCAAACUCAAUAGAACAAAUCCUAACAUCUUCUCUUCCGCCGAUCUUCCACUUCCCACUCUUCCUUUUGAUGUGAUUUCAGAAAUACUAGCUAGGUUACCGGUGAAGUCCCUUCUCCAAUUCCGGUGCGUCUCCAAAUCAUGGAAAUCACUCAUCUCCGAUCCAGUAUUUGUUAAAAAGCACCUUUAUCUGUCAACCACGCGCCGCCUCCUCUGCGUAAGCUACAAUCCCUCGUUCAGGUUUAUUUUAAAUUCUUACUCCCUCCAAUCCGUUUUCCCAGAUACAAACUAUAGCAUCACUCGAUUCCAGUUUCCCUUCGGUGUUAUUUCUAAACGCUACUCACAUUACAUUGUUGGCUCUUGUGACGGAAUUCUCUGUGUUGCCAAUUAUCGUUUUCCCCCGGAUUUUAAACAUGUAGUUGUACUGUGGAAUCCGUCUAUUAGAAAAUUUAAGGAAUUACCCCCUUUUGAAAAUCCAACUGACCUCGACCGUCGGAUUAUAACAUAUGGCUUGGGCUAUGAUCAUGUUUCUCAUGAUUACAAACUGCUUGUUCUUUACAACUCUUUUCUUAAAGGUGUCAUUGCAAAGGUUUAUACUUUGAAGGCUGAUUCUUGGAGAACCAUUAAACGGUUCCCUUCUGAUUUUGGUCGUCUCGCUGAUUAUGGACGUGGAAUAUAUGUAAGCGGUACAAUUAAUUGGAUGAUCCGUCAAUGCUGGAUUGUUUCUUUUGAUUUAGUAACCGAGUCUUAUCAAAAGAUUUUGCCUCCUCGACAACAAACGGAACCUAAAUAUUUGGGUUUGAGUGUGUUGAGGGAUUGGUUGUGCAUAAUUUCUUAUAAUGAUGUUUGGGUCAUGAAGGAAUAUGGAAUUCUAGACUCUUGGACUAAAUUGUUCAAUGUUACUCACUUGCUAGAUCCUCCAUCUAGUUUUUUUCGCUUGACGAAUGUAUUAUAUAUUUUUCAAGACGAUCAAGUGUUGCUUGUCUUUAAAAAUCCUUGGGAUAGGGUAUUGUUGAUUGUUUACGAUUUCAAGAAUGACACUUCUAAAGUUAGUUUUUUGUUGAAAGACAUCUCAGAAGUGUAUGUUGAGAGUUUGAUAUCACCUUGAUCUUAAUGCUAAAAUUAUUUUUGAAGACGACCAAGAUCAAAUGUUGCUGCUGUUUAAGGAGACUUCAAGAAAGAAGUUCGGUUGAAGUUGUUCAUGCUGGCGCGACUUUGCAGUGCUGGCCAUCUCCCUCCAAUACUAAGAACCUUGAUAUGAAGAAUUCAAGGCCCAAAAGAAUGAGGAAACAAUCGGUGCUGCUAAAGGAGUUUAUAUUAGAAUAAAAAGAGCAAGUAGUAUUAAUUUAUACAUUAUGUGUAAUGUUUUAUUUAUUUGAGUCCAUUAGUAGUGGCCCAUGGCCCAAAUAGGUGAUAAAACCCUACUAUAUAACUGUAUGUUGUCCCUUUAUGAAGUAAGAAGAAAAGUUGUUUUA